AAAAAUAAAUUGACUCCGGGAAACUACUAAUUGAUCAUUGGAACAGUAUUUACGCCUACGAUUUACAUAAAAUGAUCAUGUUUACCAUGUGAUCUAUACUCACAACAAAAUGGCCACGUUGUAUCGUGUUAUUAGAAAUAUUGGGAAAAAUGUAGCGACAGUAACACAAAAUAGAAAUAUUUCAUUAUCUGCGACUUCGCGUAUCAAAGAAAUUAUUGAGAAAAAAGAGGGAAAAACUUUAACUAUUGAAGCCGUGAUAAAACCUGAUGAAAACGAGAAACUAUUUUUAAAACCCAAAAAUGGAGCAUGUCCUAUCUGUUCCUCUGGUCUUGAUAUUAAGCACACAGAUGUCCUUAUACUGAAUCAAUUUGUCAGAUCAGAUGGUUGUAUAUUACCACGUAGGAUUACUGGUCUCUGUAAGGUACAACAGAAAAGGAUUAGUUCAUUGAUAUUAAUGGCCCAAGCUGCAGGAUUGAUGCUAAAACGAGCUCCUAGUGGUGGUCUCCUUAAUCCUUUACAGAGAAGAAAGUGGAAGAAGUUUAACACAUACUUUGAUGAAAGAACUAUCAGAGCUAGAUAUAUGUAAUACGUUAUAAUAAAUGCAAUUAGUCAAAUA
Molecule: messenger RNA, 616 nt
Organism: Ceratina calcarata
Lineage: Eukaryota; Metazoa; Arthropoda; Insecta; Hymenoptera; Apidae
Gene: mRpS18A
Product: mitochondrial ribosomal protein S18A
Exons: 4
Coding region: 110-586 (158 amino acids)
Biological process (GO): mitochondrial translation
Cellular component (GO): mitochondrial small ribosomal subunit; ribosome
Molecular function (GO): small ribosomal subunit rRNA binding; structural constituent of ribosome
Source: RefSeq, a predicted model, not a curated record